AGGCGGCGCGCAGCUUGUGUCGUCCGCCAUUUUGUACGAAGCAAGGUGGCAUCCACGUUCCCCGAGCAACUUCUCCGCUUCUGCCUCAACCGCCCCUUGACUGCAGCUAUGUCUCGGGAUCGGUUCCGGAGUCGCGGCGGUGGCGGUGGCGGCUUUCAUCGGCGUGGAGGAGGCGGUGGCCGCGGCGGCCUCCAUGACUUCCGCUCUCCGCCGCCUGGCAUGGGCCUCAACCAGAACCGCGGCCCCAUGGGCCCGGGCCCUGGCGGCCCGAAGCCACCGAUCCCACCUCCGCCUCCUCACCAGCAGCCGCCGCAGCAGCCUCCGCCGCAGCAGCCUCCGCCACAGCAGCCCCCACCGCAUCAGCAGCCGCCGCCACACCAGCCUCCCCAUCAGCAGCCCCCGCCUCCGCCGCAGGACUCGUCCAAGCCCGUCGUCCCCCAAGGCCCCGGCUCUGCGUCCGGAGUGAGCACUGCGCCGCCGCCCGCCGGCUCAGCCCCGCCCGCCAAUCCCCCGACCACGGGCGCCCCGCCGGGUCCCGGGCCCACUCCGACGCCGCCACCCGCCGUCUCCUCCACCACCCCCGGCCCGCCGCCGCCCUCGACGCCGAGCAGCGGAGUCUCGACGACCCCGCCACAGACCGGUGGACCUCCGCCUCCACCCGCCGGCGCCACCGGCCCAGGGCCUAAGCAAGGCCCAGGCCCGGGCCCGGGCGGUCCGAAAGGCGGCAAGAUGCCCGGCGGGCCUAAGCCAGGAGGCGGCCCGGGCAUGGGCGCUCCCGGCGGCCACCCGAAGCCACCUCACCGAGGUGGCGGGGAGCCCCGCGGGGGCCGCCAGCACCACCCGCCCUACCACCAGCAGCACCACCAGGGACCCCCUCCCGGCGGGCCCGCACCCCGCACGGAAGAGAAGAUAUCCGACUCGGAGGGAUUUAAAGCCAACUUGUCUCUCUUGCGGAGGCCUGGAGAAAAAACUUACACACAGCGCUGUCGUUUGUUUGUGGGGAACCUACCUGCUGAUAUCACAGAGGAUGAAUUCAAAAGACUGUUUGCUAAAUACGGAGAACCCGGAGAAGUUUUUAUCAACAAAGGCAAAGGGUUCGGGUUCAUUAAACUUGAAUCUAGAGCCUUGGCUGAGAUAGCCAAAGCUGAGCUUGAUGAUACUCCCAUGAGAGGUAGGCAGCUUCGGGUUCGCUUUGCCACACAUGCUGCAGCCCUUUCUGUUCGGAAUCUUUCGCCCUAUGUUUCUAAUGAACUGUUGGAAGAGGCUUUUAGCCAGUUUGGUCCUAUUGAAAGGGCUGUUGUAAUUGUGGAUGAUCGUGGAAGAUCUACAGGGAAAGGCAUUGUUGAAUUUGCUUCAAAGCCAGCAGCAAGAAAAGCAUUUGAAAGAUGCAGUGAAGGUGUUUUCCUUUUGACAACGACUCCUCGCCCAGUCAUUGUGGAACCUCUUGAACAGUUAGAUGACGAAGACGGUCUUCCUGAAAAACUGGCUCAGAAGAAUCCAAUGUACCAAAAGGAGAGAGAAACACCUCCUCGUUUUGCUCAGCAUGGCACAUUUGAGUAUGAAUAUUCUCAAAGAUGGAAGUCAUUGGAUGAAAUGGAAAAACAGCAAAGGGAACAAGUUGAAAAAAACAUGAAGGAUGCGAAAGAUAAAUUGGAAAGUGAAAUGGAAGAUGCCUACCAUGAGCAUCAAGCAAAUCUUUUGCGCCAAGAUCUGAUGAGACGCCAGGAAGAAUUGAGGCGCAUGGAAGAACUUCACAGUCAAGAAAUGCAGAAACGGAAAGAAAUGCAGUUGAGGCAAGAGGAGGAACGACGUAGAAGAGAGGAAGAGAUGAUGAUUCGCCAAAGAGAGAUGGAAGAACAAAUGAGACGCCAGCGAGAAGAAAGUUACAGCAGGAUGGGCUACAUGGACCCAAGAGAGAGAGACAUGAGAAUGGGCGGUGGUACAAUGAACAUGGGAGAUCCCUAUGGUUCAGGAGGCCAGAAAUUCCCACCUCUAGGUGGUGGUGGUGGCAUAGGUUAUGAAGCCAACCCUGGAGUCCCACCAGCAACCAUGAGUGGCUCCAUGAUGGGAAGCGACAUGCGUACUGAGCGCUUUGGGCAGGGAGGUGCGGGUCCUGUGGGUGGACAGGGUCCUAGAGGAAUGGGGCCUGGAACUCCAGCAGGGUAUGGUAGAGGAAGAGAAGAGUAUGAAGGGCCAAACAAAAAACCCCGAUUUUAGAUAUCUAGGCUUUCAUUCCAGUUUGUUUUUGUCUUUUCUUGUUUAGAUACCACUUUUAAAUUCUUGCAUUUUAGUAAGAAAGCUACCUUUUUAUGGAUGUUAGCAGUUUAUUGACCUGAUAUUUGUAAAUGGUCUGUUUGGGCAGGUAAAAUUAUGUAACGCAGUGUUCGAAACAGGAGAAAAAAAUUUCUUUUUAUUUACUUUUUUUUUUUAACUGUAUAAUGUUUCUCAAGUUAAUGGCAGUGUACGUUGUGCCACUGAAUUUCCAAAGUGUACCAUUUUUUUUUACUGUGCUUCGAAUAAAUAGAAAAAUAGUUAUAAUACUGAUCUUCAACUUUGCCAUUCAUGCUUCUAUGCACAUUAGGCUAGGUAUUCCACUUGGAAAGCAUGAGCGUGUCUAGGCCUUUGAGUGGCAUAUGCCAUUUCUGGGAAAUGUAUCUGGAGGCUAAGUAUUGCUUUCUACAAAUGACACCCCUCCUCCCCAUUUAAAAGAAAAAUGCAUAUUGAAAUAGUUAGGAUUUGUUUGGCACUAUAGGAAGCAAGCUGGUGAUAAGCAUUUUUAAAUGGUUAUGUUAGAAAAGUUGAACUGUUAAUCUUAAUUCAGGAACAUGUAUUAAGAUUAUGGAAUGGGUAUAAACUACUGGUAGUGAGAGAAAGGGGGUGGUUAAAGGAUCCUUUAUGGCCCUAUCUAUGAUCCUUUCCUUGAAAGCUUUUGAAAAUGGAAAGAUCAUCUUGUUGCAUUUCCCCUAUUGUUUUGUUUUAAACAAAUGAAUCCCAAGCCCUACAAUCGGCUUGUACUGAACUUUUGCAUUUGAAUUAAAGAUUGUUAAACAUGAAGCCUUUUCAUGUAUUACUUUAAGUGAUUUAAAAGAUGGGAUUUAGUCUGAAGUUUCAAGUUGAGAAGAGUUAAGAGUUAGUUAAUGAUAAAUAAGGUAGAUUUAGCCUUAUGUUCUCUUUAGCAUACACCUCCUUGUGCUACUUGUAUUGAUCAAAAUCUGUAGUCUGAAAAGUCUAUUGGUUCUCUUUAAGACCUAGUGAUGACUGUUACCAAGUAGGCCUGCCAAUAACCAUUCUCACUAUGGAGUUGACCUGUUUUUAUAGCAUUCUUUUUUAACGCAGCACUAAACCGGGAGAGAGUUGCUCAGGCUAUAUAGUAUAAAUACUUUUGCCUCCCACUGUAAGCUUGGGGGUGUUUUGAUGUUAGUUGAUUGUCAACUUCAUUGAAUUUCCUUUCAUUAGAACAAGAGACUUUCUGACUUGAUAAUAAUAAAGUAGAUUGUUUACUGUU
Molecule: messenger RNA, 3505 nt
Organism: Phodopus roborovskii (desert hamster)
Lineage: Eukaryota; Metazoa; Chordata; Mammalia; Rodentia; Cricetidae
Gene: Sfpq
Product: splicing factor proline and glutamine rich
Exons: 10
Coding region: 109-2217 (702 amino acids)
Biological process (GO): regulation of DNA-templated transcription
Cellular component (GO): nucleus
Molecular function (GO): RNA binding
Source: RefSeq, a predicted model, not a curated record